This is a messenger RNA of Tripterygium wilfordii, 573 nucleotides long. Its product is annotated as 30S ribosomal protein S31, chloroplastic-like. The annotation marks the transcript as partial. Gene Ontology annotation, biological process: plastid translation. The transcript is spliced from 4 exons. Lineage: Eukaryota; Viridiplantae; Streptophyta; Magnoliopsida; Celastrales; Celastraceae. Gene Ontology annotation, cellular component: plastid; ribosome. The record is from RefSeq and is a predicted model, not a curated record.
CUCAAUGCUCUCUUCUUCGCAAUCCUCAGGUCUAGGCGUCCCUCUCUUCCACUCCACGUCUUCACUCUCGCUCUCUGCCACUCCCCCAUCAUCCGUCCCUCUCGGUUCUGGUACUGUGGCCGAGGCGAUAGGAAAACCGCGAAAGGAAAGCGUUUCAAUAACUCUUUUGGCAAUGCGAGGCCUCGGGACAAGAAGAAAGGAGGAGGACCGCCCGGGGUACCGCUCUCUCCUUCUGCACCAAAGAAAGAUCUGUUCGAAGACGCUGACGUUGUUAAGAUGGAAAUUGACGAGUCACUGCUUUCGAACUAGUCAAAUUUAACAAGCUGUCGUUCCGGCAGGACGAAGAGGCUGAAAAAGAGCAGGCAGAAGAAGCUGAAGAAGACAAGGAUGACAAAUGUGAUGAAGACCAAUAUAAGGAUUUCUGGUGCUCUAUUAUCCUCCUGAUCAUCUCCUUUUGAGCUUCUUUGUUGAUGAUAGACACGGUAUCUUCACCAUUUUCUUCUUGAAUCUCUGAUUCCAUAGCUGUUUAAAGCAAAAUAGACAACAAAAAAUGUUUUAGUUCUUGGUGGGGAA